Messenger RNA from Eufriesea mexicana, 1466 nucleotides. Its product is annotated as acidic phospholipase A2 PA4. Gene Ontology annotation, molecular function: A2-type glycerophospholipase activity. The record is from RefSeq and is a predicted model, not a curated record. Bases 404 to 1114 code for a protein of 236 amino acids. NCBI's taxonomy places the organism in Eukaryota, Metazoa, Arthropoda, Insecta, Hymenoptera, Apidae. Gene Ontology annotation, biological process: arachidonate secretion; phospholipid metabolic process. The transcript has 5 exons.
UUCGGAAUUUCCCCCGAGUAAUCUGGACCACGAGUUCAUAUAUAUAUAUAUGCCACGGAAUAUUAGUAUCCUGACGACCCGUUUCAACGAUCAGUUUGAUAACGGCCGUUGAGAAGACAUAAAGCAAAUCUUUGUUCAGAAAGGACAUCCGUCGACCAUCACCCUGUUUCAAGGUCCAUGUUUCUGUGAGACUGAAGAGACCUUUUUUGGAUGAUCGUGAUUCUGUAGAUAAAGGAAAACAAUUGAUCAUUGUCUACGGAAGUUGAACAGGAUUUCAAAUAAUUCUUCAGUGAUCGGUGUCGGUCAGCUGAGGGGUUGUUGCGCACUGCAGUAGCUCGAGUCGCGUUGCGGUUUCCGGGGUGCGCAGCCAGCGGUGGGGGUUGUUGGUUGCUCCUUGCGCACCAUGCCUCUUCUUUCAAUGAUUCUCCUGCCCGCAAUCCUCAUACCGACACUCUGGUUGAAUCACACUGGUGAGGCUAGUGUUCUCGUGGCAGAUACCACGAUGUCCAGAAUGGUGGAACUGAAUGCAGACGCACCCUUCUGUGCCUUGUAUACCGACCGUGGUGUUAUUCAGAAAAUGGUUCUUGGAGCUGACCCGAAAAAAGUUAGGCAAAUGUCGAGCAACCUCGUGGCAGACUUGGAAGAAACGUGUAGAGCCUCUCGUGACAAGGGAAAGAAUCAACCUGCAGGCGGUGGAUUGAUCUACCCAGGUACAAAAUGGUGUGGACCAGGCACUUUGGCCAAGACGUAUGACGACCUUGGCCACCACGCAGCAGAGGACGCUUGUUGUAGAGAGCAUGACCAUUGUCCAAUGACGAUAUUGCCGCAGGAGUGUAUUCAUGGUAUAUGCAACAAUUCACCGUUCACACGGUCUCAUUGUGACUGCGACGCGAAGUUCCGUAGAUGUUUGCAGAACCUUAACUCGGAAGUGGCGAAUACUCUCGGAGCACUUUUCUUCAACGUGAUACAGGUGACUUGCUUCAAGGAAAGACGCCCAUGCUCGCAAUGGCAGAGAAAUGGUUACGCGGAAUCGGUGUCGAACCGGUUAUGUUCCCAGUACAAAUUCCGACCAAGCGACAAGUACGUGCCGCUGAUGCCCUUGAACGUGAACUAGCUAUUGCGGAAACGCAAGAAGAACGGACCAGACAGCCUUUGAAGUGGUGCCAGUUAACAGAGUUCCAAUGAGCGGGAUAAUUGCACGCGUCUCACCCGCGUUCCUCGCGCGCCCUUUCUUUUUCUAUCACGCUGAUCCGACCUGUAUGGGAAUCGAGCGUAAUGUUCUUUCUCGGUCAUUCAUGAAUUUACAUUGUUACAGGUCACCGUUUCCCGUGGAAUGCCUUUUUCCUCGUUGAUUAUUGCUUGGUAAAGGGAAGUAUCGUCUUCUCAAUUUCUUCAAUAUAUUUUGCUAUAAAACAGAUGAACAAAAGUUAGUUUCUUAUUUGAAGUAUAUAAGGUAUAUAUAUAUU